This is a messenger RNA of Besnoitia besnoiti, 306 nucleotides long. RefSeq lists its product as uncharacterized. Lineage: Eukaryota; Apicomplexa; Conoidasida; Eucoccidiorida; Sarcocystidae. The transcript has a single exon. The record is from RefSeq and is a predicted model, not a curated record. Bases 1 to 306 code for a protein of 101 amino acids.
AUGGUUACCCCUUACUAUAAUGACGGUGUACCUUCAAUGAUCUCCGCUUUCUGGAAAGAGACACCUACAAGAUGGUACGUUGGGCAGCUGUUCGUUUUUGGAGGUCAACGGACGAUCCAGUCGUCGGGUGCCGACCCCAGGCUGGGUCUGGUCAUUGCCGAAAUAGGGUAUCAGGUUAUCCUGAUCUUUUUCGCCCUUGUGGCAUAUCUUCCCACAGUCGGGUCACCACGGAAAUGGGCAAAGCUCUACUACGUAGCCAUAGCAGGAAUGCUUCUGGAGGUAGUGUCCGUAGCCGUCGUCAGGUAG